AUGAGGCAGGCUGAGGAUCGAUUUUAUAGGUCCAAAGAAACAUGCAGCGGGAAGUUCGAUAAAGUAUUGCGUUGUGUUAACAAACUUGCAGCUAAUAUCAUUAGGCCAGUAGACCCUGAAUUUAGGACAGUGCAUUCGAGAUUGCAAUCUGCCCGGUUUUCUCCAUACUUCGACAACUGCAUAGGAGCACUAGAUGGGACACAUAUACGUGUUGAGGUGCCAACUAAUCAGGUCGUACAACAUACGGGAAGAAAGGGCUACACCACUCAGAACGUGUUGGCCAUAUGUGACUUCAAUAUGAGGUUUACAUUUGUCGUUGCGGGAUGGCCUGACUCGGUUCAUGGUAUGAGGGUUUUCAAGGAUGCAAUUGACAAGUACGGUGACAAGUUCCCGCAUCCACCGCCAGGGAAGUUUUAUCUCGUGGACUCGGGGUACCCAAACCGCCCGGGUUAUCUUGCACCGUACAGGGGUACAAAGUAUCAUCUUCCGGAGUAUCAACAGGGGCCAAUGCCAAGAGGAAAAAAAGAGGUAUUCAAUUACGCACAUUCUUCACUUCGUAAUAUCAUCGAGCGGUCUUUCGCAGUGUUAAAGAACAAGUGGAGGAUUUUAAAAUAUGUACCAAGUUAUCCGAUGUACAAGCAAAGCAAGAUUAUUAUCGCAUGUAUGGCGCUUCAUAAUUUUAUUAGAGACAGUGCUAUGCCAGAUGCCGACUUUGAUAUGUGUGAUGAAGAUGAGAACUACGUUCCACUUGUCGAAGAAGGUGCACAUACUUAUCAAGGAAAUGGAACUAGUACUCGUUAUGGGGACGAAGAUCAAGAUAUGAAUCACUUUCGGGAUUGGAUAGCCGAUGGUUUAUUUGCUAGAUCGUAG
Molecule: messenger RNA, 870 nt
Organism: Striga hermonthica
Lineage: Eukaryota; Viridiplantae; Streptophyta; Magnoliopsida; Lamiales; Orobanchaceae
Source: the annotation of a GenBank genome assembly